This is a messenger RNA of Pelagomonas calceolata, 335 nucleotides long. The record is from the annotation of a GenBank genome assembly. Lineage: Eukaryota; Pelagophyceae; Pelagomonadales; Pelagomonadaceae.
CGUCGUCGUCGUCGUCGUCGUCGUCGUCGUCGAAGUCGCGAGUGCGAGCGGGGCGGUGGGCCGCGCCGGCGCCGCGGCCGCCGUCAGGAGCGAAGGCGGCGCCGUCGCCGUCAGGGCCGGGGGGCGCGCGAGCGGCGCGAGCGCCGGCUCGAGCCACGCGGGCCGCCGCGCGGCGCGCGCGGCGUCGGGAAGCAGCGCGCGGAGCGCGGCGGCCCGCGGGUGCGCGGGGUCGCGGAGCGCCAUGCCCGCGUAGGUCCGGAGCGCGGCGACGCGCUCGUACUCGUCGAGGACGGCGUCGGACGUCGCGGGCCGCCGCGCGCGCUCGACGGCGUCGC